Messenger RNA from Haliaeetus leucocephalus (bald eagle), 1349 nucleotides. It is a transcript of the gene EXOSC3, whose product is annotated as exosome component 3. Gene Ontology annotation, biological process: TRAMP-dependent tRNA surveillance pathway; CUT catabolic process; nuclear polyadenylation-dependent rRNA catabolic process. The record is from RefSeq and is a predicted model, not a curated record. NCBI's taxonomy places the organism in Eukaryota, Metazoa, Chordata, Aves, Accipitriformes, Accipitridae. Gene Ontology annotation, cellular component: nuclear exosome (RNase complex); cytoplasmic exosome (RNase complex). Bases 1 to 1257 code for a protein of 418 amino acids. The transcript has 8 exons. Gene Ontology annotation, molecular function: RNA binding.
AUGCUGGUAAUUCUAGGGUUUUACUGGCCCUGCGCCAGCAAACACGUAACACAUCUGAAACGCGACUUCUGCGAUGCUGAGAAGAGCCUUCGCUUGCUGUCAGCGGGACUGAGCCCGCGUCGCGCAGCCCUGGCCCGGAGAAGGCAGCGGAGCGGCUCCCUCGCUAGGAACGGCGCCCGUCGAGCAGCGGGUGCCCCUGAAGGCGCCGCGCCGCUCUGCGCCGCACGGCCCCAAGGUAAUUACCCGACCGCCCUCGGCUCCUCCCGCUCGCCUUCCCCCAGAGAGCGGCCCCGCUCCCGCUGCUCCCGGAGCCCCGGAACGGCAGACCCUCCCAGCUACCGACCGCCUGCCUCCUCCGGCCCAACGGCGGCUGGGCGCCUCUCCGCCCGCUCCGGGCCCGCGGCGGCCGCAACGGCGCCCUGCGCGGAGAGGCGGUGGCGAGGCGCGCGCCGCCCCACGACGCGCUGGGUUGCUAAGCGACACCGCUCGCGGGCGCACCGCGAUCGCCGCGUCGCCGGCAGGAGGCACGCGAUUGGAGGAAAGCCGAAGGCGUUAAUUCGGUGUCCGUAUCCCUCCUGCAGCUCAGCUGCACUAACGUUAUCGUGGUCUUUCCCUAGCAGCAACGAAAGGCUGCCCGGGAGGAACGAAGCAGGCGGCCGCCGAAGCCGGCUUUCGAGCGGCGAGAAGCUGGCCGCACUGCUUCCUGCAGGUGACCCGGGCGGCGCCUACUGGGUGGACUCGCAGCAGAAGCGGUACGUUCCGGUGAAGGGCGACCACGUCAUAGGAAUAGUGACGGCCAAGGCGGGAGACGUGUUUAAGCUGGACGUCGGUGGGAGCGAGCAGGCGUCGCUGUCCUACUUGGCCUUCGAAGGCGCCACGAAGAGGAACAGGCCGAAUGUGCAGGUGGGAGAUCUUAUUUAUGGUCAGUUCCUUGUAGCAAAUAAAGACAUGGAACCAGAGAUGGUCUGUAUAGACAGCAGUGGAAGAUCAAGUGGAAUGGGAAUAAUUGGACAAGAUGGCUUCCUCUUUAAAGUUUCCUUAGGUCUAAUAAGAAAACUCUUGGCUCCCAAAUGUGAAAUAAUUCAGGAGUUGUCACAAUUGUACCCGUUUGAGCUGGUGCUGGGAAUGAAUGGAAGAAUAUGGGUAAAAGCAAAAACAGUUCAACAGACUUUAAUUAUAGUAAAUAUUUUGGAAGCCUGUGAGUAUAUGACUGCAGAACAGAGAAAACAAGCUCUUGCCAAAUUGUCAGGGAAUUGAUAAAAGAAAACAUUGAGGAUUUGCUUGAGAUGACUGUAGGGUGUUUUGGUUAUUUUUGUAUUCAGAUUCAUAUUAAAAGCCAUUUUUAAAUG